UGCCAGCGAGUAAUAAAUGGCAGUGACUAGCAGGCAGCGUGCGUGGAGGCUGCUGACCGAGCUCCAGCGCUGUGCAGCUGCUGGCAGCGGUUGCUCCUCCCUCCCCUCCCCUACCGCCGCGUCGCCUCGUUCUGCUCGUUUUCCACACUGGGCGGAUUUCUUCGUCACGAGGACGAGGAGAGGAGGAGGGCGGAAAGGUGCUCCGUUUCUUGCUCUAGUCCGUUUCAGAGAUCCAAUCGAUUCAAGAGAAACGGCAUUUUUGUGCUUCCGUUGGGUUGCUCGCCGAGAGAUUCCCCCCAAAGUUUGUUGCUUGGAGCCGAUUUGGGCCAAGAAAGGGCCAAAAGGCGCGGCAAAUCCGUUACCGUCCCGGAAAAUCCCAAAACGCCUCGUCGUAUUUGAUCGUUGGCGACCUGGCUCGAUCCAUCUGAGUGGAGAGGAGAAGGGGAAGAGGAGGACAAGGGAGGAGAGGAGAGGGCGUCCUCCUCGGAGCAGCCGCAUUGCCGCCUGUCGAUGAAUGAGCGCUGCCUCCGAUGCUGUCGGGGUGCUCGGUGUCCAGUCUCGCGGCGCGGUUCGCCUUCUUCCCGCCGGAGCCGGCGACGUACGCCAUCAGGAAGGACGAGGCCACCGGCUGCCUCGUCGCCUCCGGCGUGCCGCGGGACAACGCCCUCGACGUGCUGCUCGUCGACACCAGGAGGGGGAACAAGGUGGUGGCCUUCUACUUCCGGAACCCCUGCGCGCGCCUCACUCUGCUCUACUCGCACGGCAACGCCGCCGACCUCAGCCAGCUCUACGACCUCUUUGUGCAGCUCAAGGUCAAUCUCAAGAUCAAUCUGAUGGGAUAUGACUACUCUGGCUAUGGCGCAUCUACUGGCAAGCCGAGUGAAGAAAAUACAUAUGCAGACAUUGAAGCAGUUUACCAAUGCUUAGAAACCGAGUAUGGGAUCAGCCAGGAAGAUAUUAUCUUGUAUGGACAAUCUGUGGGCAGUGGACCAACAUUACAUUUAGCCUCCCAUUUGCCUAGAUUGCGCGGGGUGGUUCUCCACAGCGCUAUACUUUCAGGCCUCCGUGUUGUUUGCCAUGUGAACUUUACUCCCUGCUUUGACAUUUACAAAAAUGUCAAGAAAAUAAAAAAGGUCAAAUGCCCAGUGCUCGUUAUUCAUGGGACAGACGAUGACGUUGUGAACUGGUCACAUGGUAAGGAGCUGUGGAAACUGGCAAGGGAGCCUUAUGAUCCACUCUGGAUCAAAGGCGGAGGUCACUGCAACCUGGAGCUGUACCCUGACUUCAUCCGCCACCUCUCCCGUUUCAUCCGUGAAAUGGAGACUAUCACAACAAAAAUCCGGCUCAAGAAGAUUAGGCAGUCCCUCCAGCCCAGAAAGAAGGCCCACCGCGUGAACACCGCCACAACAACCACCUUCAGCACUAACUGCUGCUGCCGCAUUCGAGUUCGCAAACCGACCUGCCCCAGCUGCAACUUCAGCUGCGGCUGCUGCGGGUUGAGGAACUGCUUCGCAUUCCGUUUCUUCAGGUGCUGCCCUACCUGUUUCUCCUGCGGCACCUGCUGCUCCUGCCGGAGCUGCUUCAAGUGCUGCUGUUGUGGAGACGAGCGUUAAUGCCGCCGAUCUUUGUGAGCGCGUGUAUAUUAAAGAGGGAUGGUCCUGAGAUAUAUCUACUAACCCUUUAGAUGCCGUAGGACUAAAAAGUAGAUUUGAGUUAACUGAACAUUGUGCAACAGAUAGAGACUCCCGUACUUGUGCAUCGUAUCUGGUUUCUACCUGUCCCAUUUUAGUUACAUGUCAGAUUCAUUAUAAUUAUUAUUUCCUCGUGAUAUCUUUUUUAUU
Molecule: messenger RNA, 1841 nt
Organism: Panicum virgatum (switchgrass)
Lineage: Eukaryota; Viridiplantae; Streptophyta; Magnoliopsida; Poales; Poaceae
Product: alpha/beta hydrolase domain-containing protein 17C-like
Exons: 6
Coding region: 531-1613 (360 amino acids)
Source: RefSeq, a predicted model, not a curated record